This is a messenger RNA of Homalodisca vitripennis (glassy-winged sharpshooter), 948 nucleotides long. RefSeq names its product uracil-DNA glycosylase-like. The record is from RefSeq and is a predicted model, not a curated record. Lineage: Eukaryota; Metazoa; Arthropoda; Insecta; Hemiptera; Cicadellidae. The transcript has a single exon. Gene Ontology annotation, biological process: base-excision repair, AP site formation via deaminated base removal; base-excision repair. Bases 1 to 948 code for a protein of 315 amino acids. Gene Ontology annotation, cellular component: mitochondrion; nucleus. Gene Ontology annotation, molecular function: uracil DNA N-glycosylase activity.
AUGAAGAAGCGGAACCAGAACAGUUACACCGGCGGCGGUGGACGCAAGAACGGACCGCGUGUUCGGCUGGACAACGCCACACCGACGAAAGCGGCCAGAAGAAACCCUUUCCAGAUCAAGGUGAAUAGAAAGAACAGUCUACUGUUGCACGAGAGACUGGUGACGAAGCUUCCCAACGUGUCGUUGUUUUCACCCGCGUGGUUCCUCUUCGUCUUCGAACACUACUGGUACGACGACGUAGAAAAACGUUUGGUCGAGAUCGACGGGCGCGUCGCCAACGAGACUCGGACCCUGUGUCCUCCGGCACAUCGCAUCUGGCGAUGGGCGGAACUGAUACCCGACCCGAUGGACGUCCGUGUGGUGAUAGUCGGUCAGGACCCGCACACCCGGGUGACGGCCGACGGCACUCCUAUGGCGGACGGUCUGGCAUUCAGCGUGUCUCGCGAGUAUUACAGUCGCGUGAAAACACUACCACCGAGCCUCGUGAACGUCUUGAACGCCGUACGCAAGGUACCGGUCUUCAGAGGGGACGGCGUGAACGAAGCGCUCAAAAGUGAAGUUUUGGAAGGCGAUUUGCAACACUGGAGCCGACAGGGUGUGUUGUUGCUGAACGACGUGCUCACGGCGCCUGGCACCAGCGGUUGCGCCAAUUCACACAGAGAUUUUGGUUGGAACUACGUGACAGACGCCGUUGUCCGCCGUCUCGGCGAACACCGGAUGCCGCAUCGCGUGUUCUUCAUGCUCUGGGGCCGUUUCGCACAAGAGUCCAAGGAGCACUUGAUAUCGUGUACCGACCGAGGACGUGGCGGUGUGAAGCACCGCGUCUUCAAGUCUCACCACCCGUCCCCGUUGGCCGUGAACCGCAUGGGAGAAUUCGAUUACGAACAGUUCGCACUGUGCAACAAGUUAUUGGAGAAAGACGGUUUACAACCCGUCCAGUGGGUGUAA